Molecule: messenger RNA, 736 nt
Organism: Ceratosolen solmsi marchali
Lineage: Eukaryota; Metazoa; Arthropoda; Insecta; Hymenoptera; Agaonidae
Product: serine protease snake-like
Exons: 5
Coding region: 1-723 (240 amino acids)
Biological process (GO): proteolysis
Molecular function (GO): serine-type endopeptidase activity
Source: RefSeq, a predicted model, not a curated record
AUGCAUUCAGUCGCCAUUGGAUUUGGCAAAUCAAGUGAUUCGGAAAUAUUUUGGGAAUGUGGUGGCAGUAUAGUUUCAGAAAUUUUCGUCCUUACCGCGAGCCAUUGCCUAGAAUCCGAUUUCAGAGGUCCAGCACAAUGUGUGCGCACUGGUACAACAAAGUUACAUGAGCCAGAGUCUGGAUAUCAGGAUCGUGUCAUUGUUGAGCGUAUUAAACACCCAAAUUAUACGCCACCAGCACGUUACCAUGACAUUGCCCUACUUAAAUUAGAGAAGUCUCUGGAGUUGAAUGCAGCAGUGCGACCAGCCUGUCUUGAUAUCGAUUCCCAACUCAUCGGUACUUCAGCUAUUGCUAGUGGUUUCGGUAAAACCGUUUUCGAAAAUGAAAAGGGUAGUAAUGAAUUGAUGAAAGUUCAGCUAAAUUAUAUCUCAAAAGAAGACUGUGAGAAAGCUUUCAAACUUGAUUUGGGCACUAAUCAGUUACCAUCUGGAUUCAUACCAAAUAUGAUAUGUGCUGGUAUAUUAGACGGAGGAAAAGAUACAUGUCAGGGAGAUAGUGGAGGACCAUUGCAACGUAUUAUUAACGAACCUUAUUGUAUGUAUAGCCUUGUUGGAGUAACGAGUUUUGGUAAAUUCUGUGGCUUCGAGAAUUCUCCAGCAGUAUAUUCAAAAGUUAGUUCAUAUACUGACUGGAUCGAAAGCAUUGUUUGGCCAGAAAAUUAAAUUAUAUUUUCAG